Erinaceus europaeus (western European hedgehog) is the source of this 1672-nucleotide messenger RNA. It is a transcript of the gene MC4R, whose product is annotated as melanocortin 4 receptor. Gene Ontology annotation, biological process: G protein-coupled receptor signaling pathway. Gene Ontology annotation, molecular function: melanocyte-stimulating hormone receptor activity. The record is from RefSeq and is a predicted model, not a curated record. Bases 413 to 1414 code for a protein of 333 amino acids. Lineage: Eukaryota; Metazoa; Chordata; Mammalia; Eulipotyphla; Erinaceidae. The transcript has a single exon. Gene Ontology annotation, cellular component: membrane.
GCAGCUGACUUGAGCGGGAGCUUGCACAUGCCUCUCCUGACAGCCUUGUCACCACUGCUCCUGGGAAGGUGUCUUUGAGAAGACCUGAAUGCAUCCCUCCAAACUUACAGCUGGAGCGAGAUCAAAACCAAACAGGCAAGCCAAGAGCAGGCUCUCUCUGAACUGUGAAUGAGCAUUUGGGAAGCCUGGAGGAGCUUUCUCAAGGGAGGCUGAUCAGAGCAGGCUCUGAGAGAAACUAAAGAAAACUCUAUUUCUAGCUUUUUGAAGCAAACGUUACUUGUUCACAAUAGGCAUGCCUGUCUAAGCUUCAGACUCUUCAGACAGAUAAGAACUUGGAGAGAAAUCCGUGAGACUCUCUUGCUUGGAAGAGUGCAUCAUCCCAAAACAGGGCGGUUUGAGCCCACUGCUGGGCAUGAUGAUGAACUCAACGCCUCCCCACGGGAUGCACACCUCUCUCCACUUCUGGAACCACAGCACCUAUGGGCUGAGGGGCAACACCAGCGAAUCCCUGGUAAAGGGUUACCUGGAUGGAGGAUGCUACGAGCAACUUUUUGUCUCCCCUGAAGUGUUUGUGACCCUGGGAGUCAUCAGCUUGUUGGAGAACAUUCUGGUGAUCGUGGCCAUAGCCAAGAACAAGAAUCUGCAUUCCCCCAUGUACUUCUUCAUCUGCAGCCUGGCAGUGGCUGAUAUGCUGGUAAGCGUUUCCAAUGGAUCCGAAACCAUAGUCAUCACCCUGCUCAACAGCACCGAGACAGACGCACAGAGUUUCACAGUGAAUAUUGACAAUGUCAUCGAUUCGGUCAUCUGUAGCUCCUUGCUGGCGUCCAUCUGCAGCCUGCUUUCCAUUGCCGUGGACAGGUAUUUCACUAUCUUUUAUGCCCUCCAGUACCAUAACAUCAUGACUGUCAAGCGGGUUGGGGUCAUCAUCAGUUGCAUCUGGACAGCGUGUACAGUGUCGGGCAUCCUGUUCAUUAUUUACUCAGACAGCAGCGCUGUGAUCAUCUGUCUCAUCACCAUGUUCUUCACCAUGCUGGCUCUCAUGGCCUCUCUCUAUGUACAUAUGUUCCUCAUGGCCCGGCUUCACAUUAAGAGGAUUGCCGUCCUCCCAGGCACUGGUCCCAUCCACCAAGGUGCCAACAUGAAGGGGGCCAUCACCUUGACCAUCUUGAUUGGGGUCUUUGUGGUUUGCUGGGCCCCCUUCUUCCUCCACUUGAUCUUUUACAUCUCUUGCCCCCAGAAUCCAUACUGUGUGUGCUUCAUGUCUCACUUUAACUUGUAUCUCAUCCUCAUCAUGUGCAAUUCCAUCAUUGAUCCCCUCAUCUACGCACUGCGGAGCCAAGAGCUGAGGAAGACCUUCAAGGAGAUCAUCUGUUGCUAUCCUCUGGGAAGCCUCUGUGACUUGUCUAGGUACUGAGUGGGCGUGAGAGGAGCUUCUGAGAAGGUGCCUCAGAGACUUUUUCAUCACUGUACCACCGGAGCUGUGUGUGUCAGCAGCAGUUUUUCUUCUGUGUGAGGCAUUGGUUGAGAAUGUCUAGUGUAUAACAUUUAAAUUUAUGUUUUUUGAUGUGCAAAAAAUAGACAGUUUACUUUUAAUGCCAUGCUCCUUUUUCAUUGGAUAUAAAAUAUUUAUGCAUAUUAUGAAUUGUAGGCACUAUGGAUUUACAAAAGAAGA